Molecule: messenger RNA, 1071 nt
Organism: Tetrahymena thermophila SB210
Lineage: Eukaryota; Ciliophora; Oligohymenophorea; Hymenostomatida; Tetrahymenidae
Product: integral membrane protein DUF6 containing protein
Exons: 1
Cellular component (GO): membrane
Source: RefSeq, a predicted model, not a curated record
UUCUUAAACAAUUUUUAUUAAAAAAUUUAAUUAAAAAAACUUGAAAAGUAAUUUAGAAUGAUUAUUUUUGGAGAGUUAUGUGCUCUAGCGUGUGCUGCUUCUUGGGCAGGUGCUUCAAAUUUAUUUUCCCAUUCAGUGAAAACCUACACUCCUAUGGCAUUAAAUUUAGUAAAAGGUGCUGGAUCAGUGAUAAUACUAUUUAUGUUAAUGCUUUUGAUUAACGAUAGCUUAUUUCCAUAAGCUGAAACUUCUCUCUACUUAUACCUGUUUGUAUCUGGUAUUUUUGGCAUAGGAAUAGGUGAUACUUUAUACUUUUAGGCUCUGGAAGUACUUGGGCCAAAUGUUACAAUUUUGAUGGAAACUCUAGCUCCACCAUUUACAGGGUUGUUAGCUUUUGCUUACUAUAAGGAUACUAUUUCGUUUGUUGGAUGGGUUGGUAUUACUCUUGUUGUUCUUGGUAUUUAUUUUGUGGUUCGUAAAAAUUCUUCUGAGAAGGAUUAAUAAUUAUCAGCAAAAGAUAUUGAAACUUAAGCUACUUUUGUAGAAAUACCUCUUAUUCCAUAAGCAGAAUAGCUUUUGCAUUAAUAAACCUAGAUAAAUUAGUAAAAUGACCUAAUUGCAAUAAUAAAAAGCAAAAAAUUUAAAGGGAUAGUAUCUGGUGUAAUGUGUAUGUUUUUCCAUUCAUUUGGUAUGAUUUUAUCACAUGAUGCUUUAAAGACAAAAUAAUUUGACGCCUUAACAAGCUCAUUUUUAAGGCUUAUAGCAGGAUUGGUAUUUAUUGCUAUCGUUAUGGCCUUUAAAAAAUCAGAAAAAUUUUAAAUACCAUAACAAAGCUCAAGGGAUAAUUUGAUCCUUGCCUUAGGUAUAUUAUUAGGACCUAUUCUUUGCAUAGUAUUCUAACAGAUUUCUCUAAUGUACACUCGUCCUGAAAUAGCAUAGACUUUAAUGGGAACUACUCCUAUAUUUACUAUUUUCAUAAGUGCAUGGAAGGGUUAAAAAGUUAGCUAAUAAUACAUAAUAGGUUCAAUGAUAGCACUCUUUGGUGUAAUAUUGAUAGUUUGGAGUAAAUGA